AUGACAAGCACCGGUGCAACGAACAACUACAAGCAGGGCUAUUCCAGCCAAACGGUCGCAACCCAACAAACCCGCACGGCGGAAUCGGAGGCCGCCUUUCUGCUGCCUUACAUCAAAAAUAAAGACUACAUUCUCGAUGUUGGCUGCGGUCCUGACACCAUUACCACGGGCUUUGUCAAAUACGCCAGUGAGGGGAGAACCGUCGGCCUCGAUCUUUCGGCAAAUGUCUUAGAGAGGGCCAAGGCAGCCGCCAAUGGGGCCGGCAUUCCCAAAGAGGGUCCAGGCUCCGUUGUCUUUGAGGAAGGGAAUAUCCUAGAAGUCAAGGCUCUCACCGAGAUGCGCCGAGUAUUGAAGCCCGGAGGGAUCCUGGCCUCACGCGAUGCAAUCGAACAGCACUUUUACCCCCGACAUACCGACCUCGAUCGUCUCUGGGUUGGGAAUUUCCGCCGGGCGGUGCUUAACGGGGACUGGAACGCUGACCUAUCGCCGCCUGUGAUGCCAGCUCUGUACCGUCAAGCGGGCUUUGAUGCUGACGCAGGCAAGGUUCACGUCGGCACUGGAAGCUCGACUGUAGAGGCUCGCCGCUGGCUAUCGAAGCGUGCAGAAAGCCAGCUCAAGCCCGGGGAUCCCUUGUACUGGAGCUGGCGGGAAGCAGGCAUCACCGAGGACGAGAUACAGGAGACGUUGCGUGCCUCGAAAAAAUGGGCCGAGACUGAGGAUGCAUGGUUUGCUUCGCUCCAGUGCGAGAUGCUCGCCUGGAAGUAG
Messenger RNA from Exophiala xenobiotica, 765 nucleotides. RefSeq lists its product as uncharacterized. The record is from RefSeq and is a predicted model, not a curated record. The coding region runs from base 1 to 765 and encodes 254 amino acids. NCBI's taxonomy places the organism in Eukaryota, Fungi, Ascomycota, Eurotiomycetes, Chaetothyriales, Herpotrichiellaceae. The transcript has 2 exons. Gene Ontology annotation, molecular function: S-adenosylmethionine-dependent methyltransferase activity.